Myxocyprinus asiaticus (Chinese sucker) is the source of this 1827-nucleotide messenger RNA. It is a transcript of the gene dohh, whose product is annotated as deoxyhypusine hydroxylase/monooxygenase. Lineage: Eukaryota; Metazoa; Chordata; Actinopteri; Cypriniformes; Catostomidae. Gene Ontology annotation, biological process: peptidyl-hypusine biosynthetic process. The record is from RefSeq and is a predicted model, not a curated record. Gene Ontology annotation, molecular function: deoxyhypusine monooxygenase activity. The transcript is spliced from 5 exons. Bases 185 to 1099 code for a protein of 304 amino acids.
UACUGUAACACGAUCCUUCGGAAAACUCACUACUGGAAUAUGUGAAUGAAAGUUCCUUCUCGAGUGGGCAGCAAGGGAAGGGGGAUGGAGAGCAAUGAAUGAGUGAUAAAACAUCAUCUCCGCCCUUAGCUCUCUGGAAUAUCCUGUGGUUUAACCUGAGCAUAAGAACUUCAAAACCUUCCUCAUGGCAAAUAAGGACAUUGCAGCUGUGGGGACAAUACUUGUCAACCCCAAGCAGGACUUAUCGACACGUUUUCGAGCACUUUUUACCCUGCGUAAUCUUGGUGGACCAGAGGCCAUUCAGUGGAUCAGUGAGGCUUUCAUAGAUGAAUCUGCACUUCUGAAACAUGAGCUGGCAUACUGCCUCGGCCAAAUGCAGGACGAGCGGGCCAUUCCCAUCCUAGAGACAGUGCUGAAAGACACUAAUCAAGAGCCAAUGGUCAGGCAUGAAGCAGGGGAAGCUUUGGGAGCCAUUGGAAAUCUGAAAGUCUUAGAUUUACUGAAGAAGUAUGCAGAAGAUCCAGUUAUUGAGGUGGCAGAGACGUGUCAACUGGCAGUCCGGAGGCUGGAGUGGCUGAAGAAUGGUGGUGAUAAGACAACGGAGAAAACAGAUGAAAACCCCUACUGCUCUGUGGACCCUGCACCCCCAGCCCCUAGAAAAAGUGUCCCAGAACUGAGGACACAGCUUUUGGAUGAAAGCCUGCCCCUGUUUGAGCGCUACAGAGCUAUGUUUGCCCUGAGGAACCUUGGGACUGAGGAGGCUGUUCUUGCUCUGGGUGAUGGUCUUCAGUGCAGCAGUGCCUUAUUCCGUCACGAGAUCGGUUAUGUCUUGGGUCAGAUCCAACAUAUGGCCAGUAUCCCCCAGCUACAGGCUGCUCUGGAAAAGGAGGAUGAGAAUGCCAUGGUCAGGCAUGAGUGUGCCGAGGCACUGGGCUCCAUCGGGAAGGAGGCAUGCUUACAGAUAUUAGAGCGUUACAGCAAAGACCAGGAGCGGGUGGUGAAGGAGAGCUGUGAGGUGGCACUGGACAUGCUGGAGUACGAGAACAGCUCACAGUUCCAGUAUGCAGAUGGACUGCUCAGACUGCAGAGCACUCAGUGAAACCUUUGACACGCAUUUCCCAAAACAUGUUGAUGUUACGCGACCGGCUUGUGUCUGAAACUUGAGCGAAGACCGGGACUGUUAUUUACUGUUCAUUUCUGUACAACAAAGUGCUUUUUGAAAUAUUUAAUACACACUGAAGAGGUGGUUCACCAAAAAACAAAAACUCUGUUAUCAUUUACUCUGCCACAUUUUGUUUCAAAUCCACAUGACUUUCUUCUUGGAACACAAAAGGAGAUGUUAGGCACAAUGUUAGCCUUAUUUUAUCUCCUUUUAUGUCCUACGGAAGAAAGGAAUUCAUACUGGGUUGGAACAACAUUAUGGUGAGUAAAUGAUGACAGAAUUUUCAUUUCUGGAUGAACUAUACCUUUAAUCAAUAUUUUCAGAUAAAUCUGAACAUUUCCUCCCUUGAAUUUGAAAACCCAGUAUGAAUAAGAUCUGCAUAUAUUAAAAGUAGUACUUUGACCAAAAAAACAACUUGUUCUUGUUCUGUUGUAUAAGCCCUUAUGCUUUCACAUCCUGCGUCAUAAACAUUUGAGUGACACAUCACUAAUUUAGUUUAUUCUUUUCAAUGAUGUCUGUAACUACAGCUAAAUCCUUCUCCCAUGGACAGGGGUGAUUAGGGCAGCAAAGAUGGCCACAGUCAGAGCUUGGUGAGGAAGAUAACAGUACUCAACAUUAUGACUAAUUAAUCCACACAGCAGUCUCUCAUUCACUAAGACUUCUCA